AACAAGUGUAUCUUAGUUAAUAAAAUCUUCAAAGAAAAUAAAUAUUAUUGAAUAAUUGAAAUAAAAAUAAUUUAUUAUAUGUUAAUAAUAAAAAAGAUCAAAGUUUUAUAUUGGUGGUGUUGAUAUAGUUAAGUUGGUUGGGUUAGGUUACGAGAUCGUUGUUCGUAUUAGUAUGGAAGAUGAAUUAGAAGAUCGUGUAUUAUAUCAAACAUAUCUAUCAUACAUGAAAUUAAUAUCAAAAAUAGGUGGUGGGAUCAAUUUAAAUACACAAAUUGGUCCCAUCAAUUAUGGUUUACAUAUAUUUCGACAUUAUAUUCUAAAACCAGAAAUGUUAGCAUUAGCGGGUGUUGUAUUUUUGGUAAUUAUGUAUUUACAGUUGGUUGAUGCUUGGAGUCGUACAUUAUUAGGACGAUUACAAUUAUCAUUCACCAAAGUAUCAAUGACUAAAGGGAAGAAGCUGCAAUUUUUUAGCGGUUCAAAUAUUGAUGGACAAAAACAAAGUUGGCAAUUGGAUACUGGUAAUAUCGCUGCAUAUGCAGUACAGGGACACCGUCCACGUAUGGAAGAUCGUUUCGUUGUUGUUGACAAUAUUAAAGACACAGGUGUUUCAUUAUUUGCUGUAUUUGAUGGUCAUGGUGGAGAAUUCGCUGCAAAUUAUGCUCAAGAGAAAUUAAUCGAAAACUUACGUAACAAAAUCUACGAGAUAAAAAAUUUAGUCAAAGAUAAAAAAUAUAUAAAGGAAACAAUUAUCAAAAAAGCUGACGAAGAGAAGGAAGAAAAAAAGGAUAAAGAAAAAGAAGAGAAAAAGGAUAAAGAAAAAUUAAUAUCAAAUACCACACAAAAAGAUAGACAAAAUAGUUUUCGUAGAACAAUAAGUACUGCAACAGAUGAUGGACCAAUGUAUAAAUUAGCACCAAAAUCUAGAAAUGUUACCGAUCCGGAAUUAUUACAGAAAAUAUUAAAUUUACGUCCAAUCACGAGAGAAGUUCAUCGAUCUUCUAGUCCAAAUCAUUAUAAUAACAAUAAUUAUACACCACCGCCAAUUGAAAGCUAUAUCGAUAGGAAUGGGAAAAUCAAUUAUGGAAAAUUAUUAACGGAUGAAGUAUUAGCGGCUGAUCGAUUGUUAGUGGAAGAUGCUAAAAAGAAUUUAGAUGUAGCGGGAACAACAGCAUUAAUAGCGUUAUUGGAAGGUACAAAAUUAAUAGUAGCCAAUGUUGGUGAUUCCCGUGGAGUAAUGUGCGAUAGUAAAGGAAACGCCAUUCCCUUGUCAUUCGAUCACAAACCACAACAAGUACGAGAACGUAACCGUAUAAAAGAAGCUGGUGGUUUCGUAACAUUUAAUGGUGUAUGGCGAGUUGCUGGUAUUUUAGCCACAUCUCGAGCACUCGGCGAUUAUCCAUUAAAAGAAAAGAAACUGGUGAUAGCUGAUCCAGAUAUUUUAACAUUUGAUCUAGCUGAUCAUAAACCAUCAUUUUUAAUAUUUGCAUCGGAUGGUCUAUGGGAUACAUUUUCAAAUGAAGAAGCGAUUGCAUUCAUAAAAGAACGGCUAAAUGAGCCACAUUAUGGUGCUAAAUCGAUAACAUUACAAUCAUAUUAUCGUGGCUCCUUAGAUAAUAUUACAGUUUUAGUUAUACAUUUUAAAGAAAAUGCAUUUCAUCAGUCGUCGUAAAUUUGAUAAUUUUUAUUUAAACAUAAUCUUAAUUCAGUAUUCUUUUUAUUUAUUUACUUAAGUUAGAAUUUUAUUGCGAUGAUAUGAGACGAAAAACAGACAAAAUAAAAUGCGCUAAAUCGAAAACUCCCGCUCAAAUGCAUUUCAGUUGGUUCAAUUACCACAAUAGAGUAUUUAUACAUGAAGGAAAGUUAUUAUCGAAAUAUUUCGUAAACAUGCGAAACCGUUUUAAGUUUUUUUUUUUUUUUUAUAUAUUUUGAUAAUAGUCUAUAUCUGUUUGUUAACUCAAAAGUAUUGUGGGCAGAAAAUAGGAAGAAAAGCAUUUUUUAUAAUUCGCAAACCAUUAACUCAAACCAAUUUUCUUAAAAUUAUGCAUUUUUUACAAGCAUUUGAUCGGUUUUCAUAUCGAUUUCAUGAUUAUUUCGAAAACAAUUGAAAUUUUUAAGCAUUCCUUUUUCAAUUAAACCUAUUUGUGUAUCUUCUGACAACAUCGUUUGGAUGCGAAGGUAUUUAAAUUUCUGGAGUAUUUGUAAAUACUCCGCUAUAAUCUGUCAAUCUCAUGCGAGUCACAAUUAAAUUCUACCUUAUUGACAUAUAUUCCGUCACAAAUAUUAUACAGAGAAUGAUUUUGAUAUAUACGAAGAUUUUCAUAAGUUUGAAUUUGAUCGUAUGCAGCUAUUCAAAAUCAAUAUCUGUAUAUUUUUAAUAUAUUUUGUACAGAUUUUUAAUAUAAAUGAUAAAAAAGAUUUGAAUUGAGUGGUAUAAAAAUACGACUUUGAUACUAAAAAUGUACGUUCUGUAAAUUAAAUAACAUUUUAAGGUCAUCCGCGCAUUAUCAGAUAUUUUUUAAACGAAAUUCUAACAGGUGCAGGAGAGCAUGAUUUACACUCAUUUUUCUGGAAAAAUAUUGAUGGUACGUUAGGAUUCUGAUUUGAGAAAAUUUAAGAUAUGCUUUUGAAUUAUUUUUAAUCGUAUUUCUGAUAUUGUACGGCCCUUAUAAAUUACUAGUCUUGUACUAAUCAAUUUUUAAUGAUAUAACGAAUUUUAUCGACUGAAAUGGGGUUAAACUACUUAUCAUUUACUUAUUUAUUAUAUUUAUUACAUGAAAAAUGCAACGAAAUAAUAUUUUUUAAAUGAUUUUGAAUUUUGUAUAAAAUCAAAUUUGGGAAUACGUCCUAAGCAAAAACCUGUUGCAAUUUAUAUUAAGCUAACAAUCAAAGUAUCCAAUGAAAGAAAAUUAUAUUUGAGGCACUGAGUGCAUUCAGUUGGUGGCAAAAAAAUAUGUUUGACUUAAUGAACUGCGCUUCCCCUCACAAACAAUCUACAACAAUCAUAGAUCGAAGACAGGUAAGAUUGUUCUUCAUUUUCUAAAUAUGCCUCGGAGGGAUCUGAAAAAUAUAUCAGUUUAGAUUAAAGAGUAAAUUAGCCAGGUUCACGCAUGGAUGGUUUUCUUUUAUGAUUUUCGAAACACAUGCGAUUUUAUCGAUUUUGUCAUGUUUACUGAAUGAAUUCUUUGUUAGAACCUAUCAUAGAAUAUUACUAAUAGCGAAAGAAUGUGGCUUCGUAAUCUGAGAAUAUCUUCUAUCUAGUUAAUAAUCGAUAUCCACUGAAUAAAUUUUCAUCAAGCAUACCUUAGAACCAUCCUGAAUUCAAUAAAAAGAAACAUAUUUAAAUCGUUUCCAUCAUUUGAAAGUUAAAUUCUAUCUAUACUCUAGUGUAAAUAACUUAUUGAAAUGCACUGGUUUCUAUUAUUGAUUUAAUUUCAUGGCGUUGGUUCAGAAUUAAGAAGAGUCAAGUUUUCCUCCCGCGGAACGUUAACAAAACCUUUUCAAAACACAAGAAUUUUUGUUUCGUUAAACAUACAUUAUAUUUGCAAACGUUUAAGUUUAUUAUCCUUGGUUCUUUUGGGCUCUACCAGGGCUCAUUUUAAGGGUAAAGUUGCUCGAGGUGCUGUCAAGACAAUCGUAAAUUCAAGACUAUUUGUGAAAUGAAGAAAAGACCAAUGUUUAUCCUGACACACGGCGCAUGUCACGAUUCUUUUAUAAAACUGUACUGAUCGGCAGAGAGUUUAAUGAUUUCUCUCCAAUUUGAUGUGCGUUACAUAGCAAGACGAUUUUUUGACUGAAUAAAUCAUAGAUAUUGUAAGAUUUAAGACUUCCAGAAAAUUAUUAAGAGUUUAUAAGUCUUUAAGAAAAUAAUUUUUGGGGUAUCAUACUCUUUUCACACGUUGCAUGAAAUAAAUUUAAAAAUUAUCAAAGAUAACAAAAUAACAUGCCUUCAAAUAUUGUGUAUUUUUAACGAAGCAGGAGUGUAUUAUCAUUAUUUGUUUCACAAUUUAUUAUCUUGAUUUGUUAACUAAAUAUAAGUUGCUACUUUGUGAAAUUUGCUGUUUGUAGUCAAAAAUUGACCAAAGCCAAAUAUGAAAUAAUAAAUGUCUGAUUGUAAAAGUACAAAUAUGUACAACCAAAAAAUAAACUAGAUAAUCAGUAACUAA
Molecule: messenger RNA, 4163 nt
Organism: Chrysoperla carnea
Lineage: Eukaryota; Metazoa; Arthropoda; Insecta; Neuroptera; Chrysopidae
Product: protein phosphatase 1L
Exons: 3
Coding region: 173-1669 (498 amino acids)
Biological process (GO): protein dephosphorylation
Molecular function (GO): cation binding; protein serine/threonine phosphatase activity
Source: RefSeq, a predicted model, not a curated record